Messenger RNA from Prunus armeniaca (apricot), 300 nucleotides. Lineage: Eukaryota; Viridiplantae; Streptophyta; Magnoliopsida; Rosales; Rosaceae. The record is from the annotation of a GenBank genome assembly.
AUGGCUAAGCUAGCUCUGCCAGGGGAGAUUUCAAUGUUGGUGAAUGGACAGAAAGCUUGGUGUGUGGCAAAGCCAGCAGCACCACAACAAGCACUGCAGUCAACUCUGGACUAUGCCUGUAACUAUGCAGAUUGCAGCCCUACAAAGAAAGGAGGUUCUUGGUAUGACCCGGAUAGGCCAGUGCACCGUGCCUCAUUUGCCAUGAAAAUGGGUAUAUAUUACUAUGGAAUUUGUGAUCACACUUAUGACAAGUUUGCCACAAUUUUAAGAGAGUUCGACAUUGUGGUGCAACGAUCAUAA